AUGCUGCUGAUGCGGUUCGCCAACCCCAUCUUUGGGGCCUGGUGGAACCGCCAUUACAUCUCAAACGUGCAGAUCAGCUUCAAAGAGGACUUUGGGACGCAGGGCCGUGGUGGUUACUUUGACUCCUACGGCAUCAUCCGCGACGUGAUCCAGAACCACCUCACUCAGCUGCUGGCGGUGGUGGGCAUGGAGCAGCCCGUGAGCAGCCACCCCGAUGACAUUCGCGACGAGAAGUGCAAAGUCCUGCGCUGCAUCAACCCUGUCAGGAAAGAGGACUGCAUCCUCGGGCAGUACACCGCGGGGGCGGGCGAGCCUGGCUACCUGGAGGACGAGACCGUCCCGCAAGGCAGCAAGGCCCCCACUUUUGCCGCAUGCAAGCUCACCAUCAACAACGAGCGCUGGGCCGGGGUGCCGUUUGUGCUGCGCGCCGGCAAGGCCCUGAACGAGCGCGGCGUCGUCAUCCGCGUGCAGCUGCUGCCCCAGGCCUCGCCCCUCUUCAACAUGGUUCAGCCCGACAUGAGGAACGAGCUGGUGGUCAGGCUGCAGCCCGGCGAGGCCAUGUGGGCCAAGAUGGUGGUCAAGGCUCCUGGGCUGGAGAUGGCGGCAGAAAUGAGCGAGCUGGACCUGUCGUACGGGGAGAGGUAUCUGGACGCUGUCAUCCCCGAUGCGUACGAGCGGCUCAUCCUGGACUGCAUCAGGGGCGACCAGCAGCACUUUGUGCGCCGCGAUGAGCUGCGUGCGGCCUGGGCCAUCUUCACCCCGCUGCUGGCUGCGAUUGACAGCGGAGAGAUCGACCCGGAGCCCUACGUCUACGGCUCGAGGGGGCCGCCCAGCCAAGACAGCUUCCUUGCAUCCACGGGCUACGUGCGCAGCAGCCGCUACACCUGGAGGCCCCACACGCUUCGGAAGGGAGAGAAGGCCGUGGCGGAUGCGGCCAAGUGA
Messenger RNA from Monoraphidium neglectum, 942 nucleotides. RefSeq names its product glucose-6-phosphate 1-dehydrogenase. Gene Ontology annotation, molecular function: NADP binding; glucose-6-phosphate dehydrogenase activity. Lineage: Eukaryota; Viridiplantae; Chlorophyta; Chlorophyceae; Sphaeropleales; Selenastraceae. The record is from RefSeq and is a predicted model, not a curated record. The coding region runs from base 1 to 942 and encodes 313 amino acids. Gene Ontology annotation, biological process: glucose metabolic process; pentose-phosphate shunt, oxidative branch. The transcript is spliced from 11 exons. Gene Ontology annotation, cellular component: cytosol.